CAACAUACUCCUUCUCGUCCUGCACAUGUAGCAGCCACAGAGUUGGGAAGGCUGCUGCAGGCUGACCUGUUGCAGAGACUCCUCAUCCCUUCACCUUGGUCACGUUUUCAUCACCCUGCAACCCAAACGAGCGGAAUAGAGACAAGUUGCAGCAAUGCCGAGGUCGUCGUGGUUAGUGCUCCUGUGGCUUUUUUCUGACAUAGAUGCUGGGUCACUUGCGUUGGAAGAAGCAUCAAUUAGCCAUCACUUUGAAGUGGAUUCCAGGAAAAUGCCAAGUGUUUCCCAAUCUUCAUCAAUAGGUGUGGAUGAUAUUGCACAAAUGCAAUCAGAAGAGCAGCUGCCGGACUUCGGAAAGCUGACUGCAGAUCGAGAAAAAAGAGGAGCUUCAUGGCGGAAGAGGAAACAUGCAGCCACAGUGGACUCUUUUGCAUAUAGAAUAGCAGGUGUAGGGCGACCCCUGGCGGGCUGGAGGAUGAACAACAAAGCAGAGGAUGCGAGCAGCGCUUUAAUGGUCAUGUUGAAGGAACUUCAUUCUGAGAAGAGGAAGCUGAGCAAUCAAGGGGAACCCCAGAAGAAAGAGGAGGACGAUGACGAUGAUGAUGAUGAUGACGACGAUGAUGAUGAUGAUGACGAUGACGACGACGACGACGAUGAUGAGGAAGAAGAUGAGGAGGAGGAAGGAGAGGAGGAAGGAGAGGAGGAAGGAGAAGAAGAAGAGGAAGAGGAAGAGGAACCAACUGAAGCUCCCAGCAACCAAACAGAAACAAGUGUCAGUCCCCUGGCUCAGUGUCAGACUGACAGCAAGGAAAUAAGCUGCAGGGAUGUCGGCAUGACUCACCUGCCAAUCAUCAGCAACCUGGAGGCCACUAAGCUGGACAUAGCAGGUAACAACAUCCGAAUAAUUGAUCCUGAAGGUUUCUCCGGCCUGCCAAAGCUGAAAACAUUGGACCUCAGCAAAAACCAACUGAUUGAUGAGUCAUUCAGCCAAAAGCAACUGUAUAACUUGACCUCGCUGAAGAAGCUGAACUUAGACGGCAACCAGCUCACAAAGAUACCGCCGUUGCCGCCGUCUCUUGAGGAGCUGAGCCUGAACAACAACAGGCUCGCCGCCCUCUCCCUUCACUGUUUCACAGGUUUGACCAACCUGUUGAGCCUGGAGCUGGAAGACAACAGUCUGCACGAAGGCACCGUGUCACGCCAUGCAUUCAAACACCUCAAGAGGCUUCUUCAUCUCAAGCUAGAGAACAACCGCUUCCGCUCGCUUCCUCACGGCCUUCCCUUCUCUCUGCAGACAUUAGAGAUGGAUAGGAAUCUGAUAGAGGAGGUGACAGGGGAGCCACUGAGGGGCUGCACUCGUUUGACAGAACUGGACCUGAGUCACAACCAACUGUACAAUGAAGGCCUCAGCCAACGUGCCUGGACCCGCCUCAGAAGCCUUGAAGCCUUGGACCUGUCUUCCAACCACCUGAGAACGGUGCCAAUGAAUCUUCCUCGUCCUCUCCAAAAACUCAACCUUCAACACAACAACAUAAGCCACAUCCCUGCCCUCACCUUUCGCCACAUGCGGCCCGGCCUACGCUCACUUGAUCUGUCCCACAAUGCAUUGAGGAAUGAGGGUAUCGAGCGAGGAUCUUUUGUCGGAACGUACCGCUCGCUGGUUGAACUCCUGAUGGACAAUAACAUUCUUGGAGAGGUCCCUCGCUGGGUACGGCAGUUUAAGAACCUGCAGAGGCUGAGACUGGACAACAAUCAUAUCAGGCUGGUGAGGCAGUGGGAAGUGUGUCACCCAAGAAAUUCUGGCUCCACUUUGUCCUCCGUCCACUUGGAAAAUAACCUGCUGGUGGUGGAGAAGAUACCCCCCAAUGCCUUCACGUGUCUCACGGAUGCACAGGGACUAGUCCUCCAUCCUCAGCAGGGUUCAAUAACUACACUUGAACAUGAGCUCAACACAAGUUGGCAAGAAUUAGUAUGACAAGUUACCGUAAUAAUCUCCUCAACAGUGCAGCAACUCGCUCGAAAAACAUUAUCUGAACAAUAUUUAAUUGAGAAAAUGUCCAGAUAUUUUCAAAACUCAUGGGAUAUGUUAUAAAAAUGUUCAUACUUUGAUUCAUAUGGAAAUAUAUUGUCAUAAAAUAUAAUAUGAGGUACUGAAUUAAAGGUCAUGCUCAGAUACAAGUAUAUAAUUCAAUAUAUUAACUUUCAGGACCAUACAUAAUUUAAUAGCAGUAAAAUAACACCAAGAUGAUAAAGUCCUCAUGGAGUUAAGACUGUAUAAAAAAUUGUGGGACCGAUUUUUAUUUUCUGAAUUUUGCUCAACUCCAUCAAUCAACUUCAGUCCUAACUACAAUAGCUAAUUUGCCUUUGUACUGAGACAUUUACUUUCUGGAAGUAUAAUCAUUUUAUGCACAUUUUUUCCAAAUAAAAAAUUCCGACAUAAUUACAUCAAAUUGGCAUUAAAAAGUAAAAAAAGUAACAAAAAACAAAACAUGGCAUGUUUGUUAUGAUUGUUUAGGACUGAAGUUGAUUAAUACAUUAGAGCUAAAAAAAAGUAAAAAAACAAACAAAGACAAUUAAACAAUUUUUUUCUCACACGCCAAACUCCCUGAGACUUUUUUGUCCUGCUGCUACUUAACUGUGUUAGAAAUUAUUUGACGUAUGGUAAAUGGGUUGUACUUGUAUAGCGCUUUUCUACCUUUUUAAGGAACUCAAAGUGCUUUGACACAAUUUCCACAUUCACACAUUCACACACUGAUGGAGGGAGCUGCCAUGCAAGGUGCUAACCAUGACCCAUCAGGAGCAAGGGUGAAGUGUCUUGCUCUAGGACACAACGGACGUGACUAGGAUGGUAGAAGGUGGGGAUAGAACCAGCAACCCCUUAGGUUGCUGGCACAGCCACUCUUCAAACUGCACCAUGUAUGAAAGAAUAAUAAUAAAAUAAUAAAAUUGCACAUUAAAAAACUCCUGCAGGAAAAAAACAUCCCAUUCAGAGUAACAGUACCAAAGUUAUAAUAAAAAAUAGAGCAAAAAUGUAACUGAAAGGACCGUAUUUUUCGGACCAUAAGUCACAGUUUUUUUUAUACUUUGGCCGGGCGUGCGACUUAUACUUAGGAGCGACUUAUGUGUGAAAUUAUUAACACAUUACCGUAAAAUAUCAAAUAAUAUUAUUUAGCUCAUUCACGUAAGAGACUACACGUAUAAGAUUUCAUGGGAUUUAUCGAGUGACUGAUUGUUUGGUAAACGUAUAGCAUGUUCUAUAUGUUAUAGUUAUUUGAAUGACUCUUACCAUUAUAUAUUACGUUAACAUACCAGGCACCUUCUCAGUUGGUUAAACGUACACUUAUUCAACCUAUUGUUCACUAUUCUCCAUUUAUUCUAAAUUGCCUUUCAAAUGUCUAUUCUUAGUGUUGGGUUUUAUCAAAUAAAGUUCCCCAAAAAAUGCGA
Nerophis ophidion (straightnose pipefish) is the source of this 3441-nucleotide messenger RNA. RefSeq names its product extracellular matrix protein 2. The transcript is spliced from 10 exons. Bases 155 to 1972 code for a protein of 605 amino acids. NCBI's taxonomy places the organism in Eukaryota, Metazoa, Chordata, Actinopteri, Syngnathiformes, Syngnathidae. Gene Ontology annotation, biological process: extracellular matrix organization; positive regulation of cell-substrate adhesion. Gene Ontology annotation, cellular component: extracellular matrix. The record is from RefSeq and is a predicted model, not a curated record. Gene Ontology annotation, molecular function: protein binding; heparin binding; collagen V binding.